UCCCUAGAGGAAAAGUGAGAUUGAAGUGCAACAAUGAAAAAGGCGCCAUGCUUGCUCCACUUCCUUUCCAAUAGUGCAUCCAUGAGGAGGAAAGAUGCUUUUGAAUACUCCUCCCUCAUUUGCAGUAAUUGUCUGCAAGACUAUAAGUGCCAGGUGGAAGAGUUAGCCACAUCAGAAGCCUAACCCAGUUCUUACUCAACCAUAAUGCAGGCUUCCCUUGGCAUUUGCCUCCUCCUAGCAGUUGUAGCCAGAGGGACUGCUCUACAAUGUGAAGUUUGCAUGGGUCUCGGCCACAACUGCACUGGUGAAAUCGAGACAUGUCCUUCAGACCAUGAGUUCUGUGGCAUCACUGUGUUUGAAAGUGAACGGGAAGAAGUAAAGGUUAAUGGCAUCGUGAAGAACUGUGUCCCAUCCAGUGUUUGUGGAGCUGGUUCUGCUGAUAUUAACAUAGGCAAAAAGGGAAGAUCCAGGACCACUAUGUUCUGCUGCAAGGACAACGCUUGCAAUAGAGCCUCUGUUGUGACAUUGCCCCGCUUAGAUACCAAGCUCAAUGGCCUGCGGUGCCCAGCCUGCUACACCUCAUCUUCUGAGUCAUGCCAAGAUGACACAGUGGACUGUGUUGGAGCAGAAGCUCAUUGCAUUGAUUUGGCUGGAUACGUAUAUUCGGGUGAAACAUCUCAAGAAGUUGCCAUGAAGGGCUGCGCUACUGAGGCUGUCUGUGCUGCUACUGUAGGAGGCGCUGCAACGUUCACGAGUGUCAGCUCAGCAAUCACGAAACUUGAGUGCAGAGCCGCCACCAGCACAGCCGGCCUUGCUCUUAGUAGACCAACUGGCUUCUUCAUUUUGGUUGUUGUUGGGCUCCUGCUGAUUCAGCUCUCAACACAACAGUUGUGCUCUUUAACAAGUGGAUUAUGAGGAGCUAAGCCAAAGCCUGCACUAAAAUGUUGCUCUCUCGUAACUGAACUGGUUAUGACUAAGGCAGGGCGGGUAACCUCCAAAAAUCCAGAGGCCACACAUCCCUGGGCCUUGAACAACUGC
Messenger RNA from Pogona vitticeps (central bearded dragon), 1038 nucleotides. Its product is annotated as phospholipase A2 inhibitor and Ly6/PLAUR domain-containing protein. Gene Ontology annotation, cellular component: extracellular region. Gene Ontology annotation, molecular function: phospholipase inhibitor activity. NCBI's taxonomy places the organism in Eukaryota, Metazoa, Chordata, Lepidosauria, Squamata, Agamidae. The record is from RefSeq and is a predicted model, not a curated record.